AUGAACCAGCAGCGAUCCCGAAGAUUUCGAUCUGCGCAAGACGCACAGGAAAAGGAAGAGAACAAGAAGGAGCUGUUGAAGCUCGUCAAACAACAAAAUGGCGGGGUGCUGCCACCGGAACACAUAGAGAGUGUCUCCAAAAAGGUUUUUGACAACAAUUCCAUAACACCAGGCACUCCUUUUAUGGAUAUAUUAGCCGUGAGCUUGCGGUAUUGGUGUCAAUACAAACUGAACACUGAUCCAGCAUGGGCUAAAAUGAAGGUCCUGAUUUCUGAUGCAACAGUUCCUGGGGAAGGUGAGCAUAAGAUCAUGUCAUUUAUUCGAUCCCAAAGAGCUUCACCGGACCAUGACCCAAACACCCGCCACGUUAUCUACGGGUUGGAUGCCGACCUGAUUAUGCUAGGUCUGGCAACCCAUGAACCGCAUUUCCGAGUUCUUCGGGAGGAUGUGUUUUUCCAGGAAGGCAGGGCCAGAAUGUGCCAACUGUGUGGACAAAAGGGACAUGAUGCGCGCAAUUGUCGAGGCGAGGCAAAGGAAAAGCCCGGCAAUGUCGACGACAAACCCGAUCGCGGUACUCUGAAGCCAUUUAUCUGGCUCCACGUCUCAAUAUUACGAGAAUAUCUCGCGGCUGAAUUAGCUGUUCCUGGAUUACCAUUUCGGUUCGACCUGGAGCGAGCUAUUGACGACUGGGUUUUCAUGUGUUGCUUCGUCGGAAAUGACUUCCUUCCACAUUUACCAGCAUUAGAGAUUCGAGAACAUGGCAUUGAUACGCUCACAACUAUCUGGAGAAGCAACUUGCCAUCCAUGGGGGGCUACGUCACAAAAGACGGACACAUAGAUUUAGAAAGAGCACAGCGGAUAUUGGAUGGCCUCGCCAAGCAAGAAGACGCGAUUUUCAAGCGUCGGAAAGAGCAGGAAGAGCGCAGAGAAGCGAACGCCAAGCGAAGAAAAUUGCAAAACGACAAUAGUUCGCAUCGUGGGAACCAUCGACCGCCUAUUGAAGAUCGCAAGGGUGGCCACCAUGAUCCAUCUCAGGGGCUACCUCUUUAUCCAAUCUCCUCCUAUCCGAAAGAUCCUCCUCUGGCUAUCACGCAUGACAUGGUGGUGAAUAAGACCUCUGGACAGGACGCCAGCAUUGCCAACAAGAGUGCUGCAAGCGUCAUCAAGGACCAGCUGCGGGCGGCGAGGAAGAAAGAUGCCGCCUUGGCUGAACCGGCAGAGACCACACCGUCCAUAUUGGGAAAACGAAAGUCACCGCCACCGGCGACUCUGGAGGCGGGUGACGCAACCACUGACCCCAGCGCUGCGCAGUCCAGUAAAACAAACCUUGGUGUGCCAUCAGAGGGUCCAGUUGAUACAGUACGCUUGUGGGAAGAUGGAUACGCUGAUAGGUAUUAUCAGCAGAAAUUCAAUCGUGCUCCGGGCGAUGUAGCUUUUCGACAUGAAGUUGCACGAGCAUAUGUCGAGGGCCUGGCUUGGGUCCUGCUGUACUAUUUCCAGGGCUGCCCCUCCUGGGAAUGGUACUACCCAUAUCACUACGCACCGUUUGCUGCUGAUUUUAAAGACUUGGCAACUAAUGAGCGUUUUGCCCGCAGCUUCAAGACACGCUCUNUUCCCGAAGUGUUUCAUCCACUGAUGACCGAGGCCAAAAGCGAAAUUAUUGAUUUUUAUCCCCAAGACUUCGAAGUUGAUUUAAACGGGAAGAAGAUGGCCUGGCAAGGAGUUGCACUUCUGCCAUUCAUCGACAUGCCCAGGCUACUUGCUGCUGUCCAGAGCAAGUACCCCCUUCUAAGCUCCUCGGAGGCUGCAAGAAACGCAAUGGGGAGGGAUGUACUUCUCCUGUCGGACAGCAACGGCUCCAUGUAUGACGAUAUUUUGACCAAAUUCUACUCUAAACGACAGGAAUCCACCAAAUUCAGACUGAAUCCAAAAGCCAGUGGCGGUUUAGCAGGGAAAGUUGAGAAGCAGGAUGACUAUGUCCCACAUGGUGCACUUCAAUAUCCGUUGCAGAGACGUGCGAUUGUUUACUUCGAUAUGCUACAGACCAAUCAGGCACACAAGUCAAUGCUGCUACGGGGAGUAAAUCUUCCAACUCCUGUGCUUACCCCAAGCGAUGUAGAAGUCAUUCAAGGGAAAAAACGACGCGAUCAGCGGGGGCCGGGAUAUAGCAACUACGGUGGGGGGCAUCACAAUGGGCCGAGACGCGGCGGGCCUGUCAAUUAUGGACAACGAAACCCAACCUGGCACCCACCGCCACCUGGCGGCCCUGGCUUUGGGGUUGGGAUUCCCCCUCCUCCGCCAACGUACAGUGCACACAGGAAUGGGCGAGGUUACAAUAAUGGUGGUCAUAGGUGGUAG
Pochonia chlamydosporia 170 is the source of this 2358-nucleotide messenger RNA. Its product is annotated as 5'-3' exoribonuclease 2. Gene Ontology annotation, biological process: nuclear-transcribed mRNA catabolic process. The coding region runs from base 1 to 2358 and encodes 785 amino acids. Gene Ontology annotation, cellular component: nucleus. NCBI's taxonomy places the organism in Eukaryota, Fungi, Ascomycota, Sordariomycetes, Hypocreales, Clavicipitaceae. The transcript is spliced from 3 exons. Gene Ontology annotation, molecular function: RNA binding; 5'-3' RNA exonuclease activity; zinc ion binding. The record is from RefSeq and is a predicted model, not a curated record.